AUGAUGGCAGCAUUGGCCCUGUCCUGGUAUCUCUGCCUGGCCGUGGCUCUCCUCUGUGGCUCCCCCUGGCCCCAAGGACACUCAGCUCUGGCCCCUGAGAACGAGGUGUCACUCCGCCCCACCGCCUGGCUGUCUGAUGGAAAGGUCACCUCCAUACAUCUGCCCAAAGGACGCACCCGGAGGUAGAGUAUAGAGACCACAUCAGGGGAGGUGGAUAGUAUUGCACACUAAAUGUUUAUGUUCCGUGUCCUGGACAAAGAUUGAAAUACUUAAGAGAGGCCCCUGUUUAAAAUGCUGUCACUACAGUAGGCUAUGUAAUACAAGCUCCCUAAAUGGUAAUUUCCUGUGUAAUUCUUCAUGGGUUUGAGCAAAAACAAUGAUAGCCUUAAUCUUAAUAGCCAUUUCUUUGGUUGUUGGAAAGGCCCCAUGGGCAGGAAGAGGAAGAGCAGCCCACUUGGCUUUGGCUCUGCUGAUCAUGUCAGUGGUAGAGCUCUAACACUGGGAGCUGUAAAUUGGAAUAUGGGCAUCACUGUGAGCUGCCCAUCUGUCCAUCGAUGCAGUCGUGCAUUACGAAACAGAUUGUUUUUUAACUGAGAAAAACAUCCGCUAAUUAUGAUUGUAAUUAAUCAAUCAGUUAAACUAUGUAUUGCCCUUGACAAUGUUAGCACGGCACAGCUGUUGAGAAACAGCAGCAUAUCAGCAGUUGAUCCAGAAAAUACAUGUAAAAGAAUGAUAAUACUUUUCAACGGGCAGAGUAAAUAUUCAGGAGCCUAUGACAACAUAGAGGUCAAUUGCAUCUCAAUAUUGAAUGUCUCACCUUGAUGAGUUAUGUUGGUGAAAGUACAAAGAUGAUCAAAUAAUGAUGUCAGAGUCAGUCGGUGAUUGAUAAUGAUGUCAUGGUUAAUUGGUGAGUUUAAAUCUAAUUAUAUUGUGAAGGAGAUGAACAAUAAGCUUGUAGAAGGAGACCAGAAUGUCUAAGCACAGAAAUGUGGUGUUGGCUUGCCACAUGUAUAGUCUAACAUUGUGUGUCCAUAGUCUGCAGUUCUGUGGAUUGUCAUCCCACACGGUGAGGAGGGAUAUCUAAUGUAGCAAUCCAAUGACAAAUGUUUCCUGGUCCUAUAAUUGCCCAACAUUCCAAAGCAACAUUGCUGUCUUUAUGCUAAGCACGAUUUUAGACGGUUAUAGCAAAGAGAUAUCCAUCUGUACAGCGCAGGUCGAUGGAAGCUUAUCACAGAUCAUUAGUUGACCUCUCCUUGUUUGCUUUACGAGCUUAUCAGUGUCUGGGAGAAACAAAGGAGUAGACAUUUUCUAAAAACGCUUGGAAUGCUUUGACGGCUACAGUUUGAUUUUACAGUACUUUUCUUAGUUAUGUUAUUACAUUUGUAAGGGGGAAGAAAAAUACAUUAGAAAUUCAUAGACAAUCCCUUUUUCGUGUGGUACCUAUCUUCGUGCAGACUGUACUUCACACUGAAGAAGAAGGUUGUGAUGAUGUCUGUGACCGUCAGUCCCUGUGACCUCCCCAUCGAAUGGACCCUCGCAGCCCGAACCCUGAAGGACAAACCACCUAAGAGUCUACACUGUGAGUGGGAAACACUGAUAGACAAUAAAAGCAACUACACACAACACCCUAUCACAUGCAAUUCCUAUUCAUAUCAAUUCAGAUUCAUUACACCACAAUUCAAUUCACAUUGGAGCAAUUUAUUUUUGACAUAGUGUCCAUUAAAAGACUAACCCUGGUCAUAAAUGUCUACAAGAUAGGAGAGACUUAAUCAGUCCAUUGGUCUUGCUCUCUCUUUCCACCUCUCUCUCUCUUUUCCUCUCUCCCUCUCUCUUACUCACACACACAGCACUGAGCCCAGGAUACUGAAUAAAACAGGUCUAGUAUAUCACUGGACAAUCUGUCCAACCAUUUUACCUUCAAAGCAAGAAAGACAGUAAUAUAUCUAAAUGUCACACUUUUUUCCUGAAUGUAAGAGAGAUUAGACUGACAUUUGUAUUAAAGUAUGAUUAUAUCUGGCUCACAUACAGUAUUGCCAAUACUUGAGGAUAAGAGUUUUUAAAUUUUCCAUUUAAAAUAACAUAUACAGUGGGGAGAACAAGUAUUUGAUACACUGCCGAUUUUGCAGGAUUUCCUACUUACAAAGCAUGUAGAGGUCUGUAAUUUUUAUCAUAGGUACACUUCAACUGUGAGAGACAGAAUAUAAAACCAAAAUCCAGAAAAUCACAUUGUAUGAUUUUUAAGUAAGUCAUUUGCAGUGAGAAUUCCGGCUCUCACAGACCUGUUCGUUUUUCUUUAAGAAGCCCUCCUGUUCUCCACUCAUUACCUGUAUUAACUGCACCUGUUUGAACUCGUUACCUGAAUAAAAGACACCUGUCCACACACUCAAUCAAACAGACUCCAACCUCUCCACAAUGGCCAAGACCAGAGAGCUGUGUAAGGACAUCAGGGAUAAAAUUGUAGACCUGCACAAGGCUGGGAUGGGCUACAGGACAAUAGGCAAGCAGCUUGGUGAGAGGGCAACAACUGUUGGCACAAUUAUUAGAAAAUGGAAGAAGUUCAAGAUGACGGUUAAUCACCCUCGGUCUGGGGCUCCAUGCAAGAUCUCACCUCGUGGGGCAUCAAUGAUCAUGAGGAAGGUGAGGGAUCAGCCCAGAACUACACGGCAGGACCUGGUCAAUGACCUGAAGACCUGAAAAUCAUUAGUAACACACUACGCCGUCAUGGAUUAAAAUCCUGCAGUGCACGCAAGGUCCCCCUGCUCAAGCCAGCGCAUGUCCAGGCCCGUCUGAAGUUUGCCAAUGACCAUCUGGAUGAUCCAGAGGAGGAAUGGGAGAAGGUCAUGUGGUCUGAUGAGACAAAAAUUGAGCUUUUUGGUCUAAACUCCACUCACCGUGUUUGGAGGAAGAAGAAGGAUGAGUACAACCCCAAAAAACCAUCCCAACCGUGAAGCAUGGAGGUGGAAACAUUAUUUGGGGAUACUUUUCUGCAAAGGGGACAGGACGACUGCAUCGUAUUGAGGGGAGGAUGGAUGGGGCCAUGUAUCGCGAGAUCUUGGCCAACAACCUCCUUCCCUCAGUAAGAGCAUUGAAGAUGGGUCGUGGCUGGGUCUUCCAGCAUGACAACGACCCGAAACACACAGCCAGGGCAACUAAGGAGUGGCUCCGUAAGAAGCAUCUCAAGGUCCUGGAGUGGCCUAGCCAGUCUCCAGACCUGAACCCAAUAGAAAAUCUUUGGAGGGAGCUGAAAGUCCGUAUUGCCCAGCGACAGCCCCGAAACCUGAAAGAUCUGAAGAAGGUCUGUAUGGAGGAAUGGGCCAAAAUCCCUGCUGCAGUGUGUGCAAACCUGGUCAAGACCUACAUGAAACGUAUGAUCUCUGUAAUUGCAAACAAAGGUUUCUGUACCAAAUAUUAAGUUCUGCUUUUCUGAUAUAUCAAAUACUUACAGUGGGGAAAAAAAGUAUUUAGUCAGCCACCAAUUGUGCAAGUUCUCCCACUUAAAAAGAUAAGAGAGGCCUGUAAUUUUCAUCAUAGGUACACGUCAACUAUGACAGACAAAUUGAGAUUUUUUUUUCCAGAAAAUCACAUUGUAGGAUUUUUAAUGAAUUUAUUUGCAAAUUAUGGUGGAAAAUAAGUAUUUGGUCACCUACAAACAAGCAAGAUUUCUGGCUCUCACAGACCUGUAACUUCUUCUUUAAGAGGCUCCUCUGUCCUCCACUCGUUACCUGUAUUAAUGGCACCUGUUUGAACUUGUUAUCAGUAUAAAAGACACCUGUCCACAACCUCAAACAGUCACACUCCAAACUCCACUAUGGCCAAGACCAAAGAGCUGUCAAAGGACACCAGAAACAAAAUUGUAGACCUGCACCAGGCUGGGAAGACUGAAUCUGCAAUAGGUAAGCAGCUUGGUUUGAAGACAUCAACUGUGGGAGCAAUUAUUAGGAAAUGGAAGACAUACAAGACCACUGAUAAUCUCCCUCGAUCUGGGGCUCCACGCAAGAUCUCACCCCGUGGGGUCAAAAUGAUCACAAGAACGGUGAGCAAAAAUCCCAGAACCACACGGGGGGACCUAGUGAAUGACCUGCAGAGAGCUGGGACCAAAGUAACAAAGCCUACAAUCAGUAACACACUACGCCGCCAGGGACUCAAAUCCUGCAGUGCCAGACGUGUCCCCCUGCUUAAGCCAGUACAUGUCCAGGCCCGUCUGAAGUUUGCUAGAGUGCAUUUGGAUGAUCCAGAAGAGGAUUGGGAGAAUGUCAUAUGGUCAGAUGAAACCAAAAUAGAACUUUUUGGUAAAAACUCAACUCGUCGUGUUUGGAGGACAAAGAAUGCUGAGUUGCAUCCAAAGAACACCAUACCUACUGUGAAGCAUGGGGGUGGAAACAUCAUGCUUUGGGGCUGUUUUUCUGCAAAGGGACCAGGACGACUGAUCCGUGUAAAGGAAAGAAUGAAUGGGGCCAUGUAUCGUGAGAUUUUGAGUGAAAACCUCCUUCCAUCAGCAAGGGCAUUGAAGAUGAAACGUGGCUGGGUCUUUCAGCAUGACAAUGAUCCCAUACAAACCGCCCGGGCAACGAAGGAGUGGCUUCGUAAGAAGCAUUUCAAGGUCCUGGAGUGGCCUAGCCAGUCUCCAGAUCUCAACCCCAUAGAAAAUCUUUGGAGGGAGUUGAAAGUCCAUGUUGCCCAGCGACAGCCCCAAAACAUCACUGCUCUAGAGGAGAUCUGCAUGGAGGAAUUGGCCAAAAUACCAGCAACAGUGUGUGAAAACCUUGUGAAGACUUAGAAAACGUUUGACCUGUGUCAUUGCCAACAAAGGGUAUAUAACAAAUUAUUGACAAAACUUUUGUUAUUGACCAAAUACUUAUUUUCCACCAUAAUUUGCAAAUAAAUUCAUAAAAAAUCCUACAAUGUGAUUUUCUGGAUUUCUUUUUCUCAUUUUGUCUGUCAUAGUUGACGUGUACCUAUGAUGAAAAUUACAGGCCUCUCUCAUCUUUUUAAGUGGGAGAACUUGCACAAUUGGUGGCUGACUAAAUACUUUUUUCCCCACUGUAUGUCAUGCAAUAAAAUGCAAAUUAAUUACUUAAAAAUACAAUGUGAUUUUCUGGAUUUUUAUUUUAGAUUCCGUCUGUGGUGUCUCGAAAUAUGUUGCUAAUUAUGCUGUGAUGAUAAGAAGUCCGCUUACACUGUACUUUGAUUAUAAAGGUUUAUUGUAUCAAAGAUCACAGUAUCAAUUUACAGACAUCUGCAGAUAUCUGGAGAACAACGGCCCAAUCUGUUAAUAUGUUGUUUCUUUCCGUCCUUUGUUCAAAACAUGGUAUUUAUCCUAUGUAACAUAAGAUGGGUGGUUUUUGACAGUUUUCACAUAUCUCCAAAUGUCCUAUAUUCCAAGAAGCCUAUGUAGCAAUGCUUUUCCAAAUGCUUCAGCAAAGCAGAGUAAAGAUCAUCUAUUACACCAUUUGCAAAUGUCAGGAAAAUCAAUAGACCUUCAGACACUACAUAUUUCCCCCCUUCGAGACUAAUUAAGUCUCGAAAACAAAAAGAAUAGGAUUAUGACAAAUAACAAUUUUUAUUAUUGAGUAACUUCAGCAAUAAACCAUAAUUUUUGGAGAGUAAACACAUGUUUAUAUAGACACAUUUUUGUAUGGGGUGUAAAUAAAUUGUUAUGGAGUGUAAGAGCGAAAAACCUGUCUGGCAGCUUUCAUUCCAAAUAUCCAUCAAUCAAUCAAGACAGGAAAUUUCUCUCACGGCCCCUCUGCACCAGGCGACCACCUAAGUACUCCAGAUCAAUUCAUAAAUCUUUAUCAAUGCAUUUUAAGCUAUGAUGCAAUUGAAUACACAUGAAAACCUCAGCAAACAAAAUACAAUCAAAAAUGUCCACAUUCAGGCUGGUCGACCCAUCGGACCCUCCUGUGGAUUCUCUCUAUCCCUGCCUAGAUCCAAUAUCCCUAAGCUUCAACGAAAUAAACAAAAACAUCUGAGGUCCCCACAUGUACCCAACAACAGAAAACAUCAUUCUUCAAAAAUAAUACAGAAAGAAUAUGACACAAAUUAUGUAUUACACAUGCAAAUAUGUCUAUAUAUCAUUGUAGACACUGGAAUGUAGUCCACUACACUUCAUCUCCUCAGUAGUGUUGACUUCCAAUGAAACGUCGAUGAUGGAAUCUGAACAUUUCCACACCUUCCUUGUUCCACUUCCUCCAGUCCAUUCAUAUUGUCCAUGUUUGAGUAUUUGAAUCCCCUCUACACAUUCCCCCAUAUGCUUCUGGAAGAAAAGAAAAGACCAAGCAGUAUCUUUUGCAAAACAACACAUUCAAAUUAAAACGUCAAUAUCAACUAAAAAUGAUAUAUCAAAUUAUAUAUAAAAUGAAUCACAUCCCAUUUCCCCCUUUGAUUCAUAAGAAAAUACUAAAUAUCACAAUAAUAUGUAAAGACCUGAAAAAUUAUCACACAAUCAGAUAUUGAACAUUUCCUAGAGUUACUUCAACCCUAGUUUUCAUAACAUUUUAGUCUGACUUUUCUCCUAACUGGUCUAGGCCUACUUUGUCUAACCGAAUCACCAGCUUCUCCUGUAACAGAGUUGCCCUUGGUGAUCUCCGCGGUUUCACAUUCCACUGAAAUAUUCCCUGUUGUUUCUGGGACGUAUUGAAAAUCAAUGUCCCCAAAUCUCCUUUCCUUUCCAUCCAUUGCAGAGUCAUCUCUGGCAUCAUCAGAAGUGUACACAUUAUCAUCAACGUUGUCCACAACAUGGACAAUCUCUCCUUCUGGGUUUUGACUCUGGAUAUUGUCAUGCAUCUCUCCUUCCGCCUGUUCUUCCCUAUCUUCAUCCUGCUCUCUUGAGCCUUCAACAUCCUGUCUCUCUGUGCGUGGCACCACUUCUCCAGGCGCUUUAACACAAUGUGACAAAUGAUACCACGUCGGAGACCCUUUAACCUGGACAGCUGUUCCAGUACUAUGAACAACUUCAAAUGGUCCUUCACGACGUGCGUUAUACCACUUCCUUCUAAAUACCUUCACGAACACCUUGUCCCCAGGUUGCACUGUACUCCUUUUAAUUUUAUUCAAGCCAAAUACCCGUGUGCCCAGUGUUAAUAAUUCCUAUAGACAUUCCCCCCUGUUUGCGUUGUUCCCAACGCAAACAAAUUUAGAAAUUUAGAACGGACUCUCAUCCCACAGCAAAUAACAGCAAAGCGCACACACAAGUACUUUGACGGUACAUCUCCUCAAUGCACAUACAGACACAAGCACACAAACUGACCAGCGCCCAAAACUGUGAGAAAUCUCACCUUAUCUGCCGGCAUCUUGAGCGGGAGUCACCUCGCAGCCCAUGAAUGGAAUGCUGUGAAAAGACGUAAUACGUCCCAAAGGUUCCUCGUCGCCAUUUUGUGGUGUCUCGAAAGAUGUUGCUAAUUAUGCUGUGAUGAUAAGAAGUCCGCUUACACUGUACUUUGAUUAUAAAGGUUUAUUGUAUCAAAGAUCACAGUAUCAAUUUACAGACAUCUGCAGAUAUCUGGAGAACAACGGCCCAAUCUGUUAAUAUGUUGUUUCUCUCCGUCCUUUGUUCAAAACAUGGUAUUUAUCCUAUGUAACAUAAGAUGGGUGGUUUUUGACAGACCAAUCCCCGGCUUUCACAUAUCUCCAAAUGUCCUCUAUUCCAAGAAGCCUAUGUAGCAAUGCUUUUCCAAAUGCUUCAGCAAAGCAGAGUAAAGUUCAUCUAUUACACCAUUUGCAAAUGUCAGCAAAAUCAAUAGACCUUCAGACACUACACGUCUCUCACAGUUGAAGUGUACCUAUGAUAAAAAUUACAGACCUCUACAUGCUUUGUAAGUAGGAAAACCUGAAAAAUCGGCAGUGUAUCAAAUACUUGUUCUCCCCACUGUACAGAGGGUUCUGCUUUUUAAAAUUACUUUUUUAAAUAGAUAUAUAGAUAGAUUUGUACAGAAUGGCAUGCAAGUACUAGCCUAUACAGUAUAAACUGAAAUUCAGCUUAAUUCUGACCUUUACCAAAAUGUCUCAUAUUCAUGCCCAAUAGUUUUUAUUUGCGCUUCUAUGGGCUAAGUAAAACCCAAAAUAGAGCAAAUCUGGUGGAAACCUCUCCAAGAGUUGCAGAAAUAAAACUUGAGGGACAAAAUAGACAGCUACAUAACUACAUUAAAUAAAAAAAAUAUUAAAAAAUCUCUCGUUGCGCACAAAAAGGUCAGUUACCAUCAAUUAAACACAAAAGUAGCCUAUUUAGGCUAGCAAUGAUGUCAUGCAACAUCCUCCAUGGUCCUCACCAGCCUGCUUAGUUAAAAUCAGUGGGUAUUCUAGAUGGACAAACGAACAGCUUUAUGAAGUUAUACUGUGACACAUAAAUCAUUCAGUGUGAACCCUAGGUUCCCCAACGUCUGCCUAAAUGAUUCACUUUAAUUGUGUAACAUUUGGACUCCUUUUAUUUCCCAAAGUAAGGAGAAAUGAUAAAGGAUGAUGGUGAAAAGGGGUUUACAGUGGGGGAAAAAAGUAUUUAGUCAGCCACCAAUUGUGCAAGUUCUCCCACUUAAAAAGAUGAGAGAGGCCUGUAAUUUUCAUCAUAGGUACACGUCAAAUAUGACAGACAAAAUGAGGGAAAAAAAUCCAGAAAAUCCCAUUGUAGGAUUUUUUAUGAAUUUAUUUGCAAAUUAUGGUGGAAAAUAAGUAUUUGGUCAAUAACAAAAGUUUCUCAAUACUUUGUUAUAUACCCUUUGUUGGCAAUGACACAGGUCAAACGUUUUCUGUAAGUCUUCACAAGGUUUUCACACACUGUUGCUGGUAUUUUGGCCCAUUCCUCCAUGCAGAUCUCCUCUAGAGCAGUGAUGUUUUGGGGCUGUCGCUAGGCAACACGGACUUUCAACUCCCUCCAAAGAUUUUCUAUGGGGUUGAGAUCUGGAGACUGGCUAGGCCACUCCAGGACCUUGAAAUGCUUCUUACGAAGCCACUCCUUCGUUGCCCGGGCGGUGUGUUUGGGAUCAUUGUCAUGCUGAAAGACCCAGCCACGUUUCAUCUUCAAUGCCCUUGCUGAUGGAAGGAGGUUUUCACUCAAAAUCUCACAAUACAUGGCCCCAUUCGUUCUUUCCUUUACACGGAUCAGUCGUCCUGGUCCCUUUGCAGAAAAACAGCCCCAAAGCAUGAUGUUUCCACCCCCAUGCUUCACAGUAGGUAUGGUGUUCUUUGGAUGCAACUCAGCAUUCUUUGUCCUCCAAACACGACGAGUUGAGUUUUUACCAAAAAGUUAUAUUUUGGUUUCAUCUGACCAUAUGACAUUCUCCCAAUCCUCUUCUGGAUCAUCCAAAUGCACUCUAGCAAACUUCAGACGGGCCUGGACAUGUACUGGCUUAAGCAGGGGGACACAUCUGGCACUGCAGGAUUUGAGUCCCUGGCGGCGUAGUGUGUUACUGAUGGUAGGCUUUGUUAUUUUGGUCCCAGCUCUCUGCAGGUCAUUCACUAGGUCCCCCCGUGUGGUUCUGGGAUUUUUGUUCACCGUUCUUGUGAUCAUUUUGACCCCACGGGGUGAGAUCUUGCGUGGAGCCCCAGAUCGAGGGAGAUUAUCAGUGGUCUUGUAUGUCUUCCAUUUCCUAAUCAUUGUUCCCACAGUUGAUUUCUUCAAACCAAGCUGCUUACCUAUUGCAGAUUCAGUCUUCCCAGCCUGGUGCAGGUCUACACAUUUGUUUCUGGUGUCCUUUGACAGCUCUUUGGUCUUGGCCAUAGUGGAGUUUGGAGUGUGACUGUUUGAGGUUGUGGACAGGUGUCUUUUAUACUGAUAACAAGUUCAAACAGGUGCCAUUAAUACAGGUAACAAGUGGAGGACAGAGGAGCCUCUUAAAGAAUAAGUUACAGGUCUGUGAGAGCCAGAAAUCUUGGUUGUUUGUAGGUGACCAAAUACUUAUUUUCCACCAUAAUUUGCAAAUAAAUUCAUUAAAAAUCCUACAAUGUGAUUUUCUGGAUUUUUUUUCUCUCAUUUUGUCUGUCAUAGUUGACGUGUACCUAUGAUGAAAAAUACAGGCCUCUCUCAUCUUUUUAAGUGGGAGAACUUGCACAAUUGGUGGCUGACUAAAUACUUUUUUCCCCACUGUAUAUGAAUAAGGGAAAAUCUUCUUUGCACUUCAUUGAUUAUAGUUGACUACUGUAUUCAUUAAAAGUUAUCAAGAUAUGUUUUGAACAGUAAGACUGUCUCUUCAAUGAGUGUGAAUGUAUGUUCUGUCUAGUGAGUGUAAGUAUGUGUGUGCAUGUAUGAGGCAGAAUAUUAAUGACCUGUGGCUUAACAGUGUUUUCUGCACAGGGAGUACCAAGAAGAGUAUGCCAGAGGUGUGGUGGAGAGGGCCUGGGACUGAGGCCAAGAUACACACCAACACUGGCAACACCAUGGACACCUACACAGGUCCUUCCUACGCCCCAGCAUCUAUCUAUAUCCUCAGGCUGCGCCCCAAGGACCAGGACACCAGGGCUACCGUGUACCUCCAUCAGGGCUCUGGGCCCUCAGGGGCCUUCCCAGAGCUUCCCUCUGACCCCCGUGUCCACACCCUGGGUGUAGGAAUGACCAGUGUCACCCUCAGCUGGGGCCCCAGUGCCUCCCUCACAAGGCUGCCGCACACCCAACGCAGCUAUGACUACUGUGUCCUUGUCAACCGCAAACACAACUACCGCAACCUCUGUGCCGCCCGGGAGGGCAUCAGGAAAGAGCGGGAGAAAGACAAGAAAAGGGAGAAGAAGAACAAACAGAGGAAAGUAACUGUGUGGCCGAUUCUCAAAGACUGGUGGUGGCAGCAGUGGGAUUCUGACACUGAGCUCCGGUCACCUGCUGCGGUCCGUGAUGAGCAUGAUGAUCUCCAAUGUGUUUGUAAGGGAACAGAGAGCGUGUGCACUGUUUCAGAGCUUGUCCCUGACACGCAGUACUACUUUGACGUCUUUUUGAUUGACAGGCUAAAUGGAACCAGUGCAGCAUACACUGGAACGUUCGCUCAAACACAUGAGGAGGCCCGACCAGCUAUCACACCACUCAGGGAAGGAGAGCUCCGGUGGGUGACCUUCCGGGAUGGAGGCUCAACCUCUGUGGAGUUCUUUAGCUUCCGUCCCCGGGGUUGGCAGCAGAGUGGCCUGCUCACUCUCCAGAGCUGCGGAAGCAGUGAGAAGAUCAAGGUAACAGUCUCCAGUAAGGGCCAAGAGCUGAGCUCCCAAGCUGUGGGAGAAGACCUGGCUCAGAUCUGGCUCCAGGGCAGCCCCUCCUACCUCAUACACCUGGAGAGAGAGGGAACUGCGCCCCCCAGACAAGCUUCUCCAGGGGCGCUGAAAGCCUCUGUUAAGAUGCAGGCAUCCUCUGCUUACCAUCGUCAAGGGGUACCUUCGCUCCCCUCCAGCCUGCAGAUUAAGUCUUUCAACAGGCUGAGGAGCUGUGAAUCCGUCACCCUGGCCUGGAUGGGAACAGAGGAGAGGAGCCUAUACUGCGUGUACCGCCGGAGGCUGGGUAAGGGCAAGGGGGAGAAGGGAGGUACGGCACCCUGCCUGGGGCCUGAGUCACGGUCGGACACUGAGAGGGUCCUGUGUAAAUACUUCCAGGAGCUCAACCCUCGGCGGGCUGUCACGACAGCCGUGAUCGGGGGCCUGGAGCCUGGGGUGGCCUACAUGUUUGAUGUCUAUCUAAUGAGACGCUGGGGGAUCCCCAUAAAGUACAGCAGCAAGACAGUGAGAACCAGGAAGGAGUGCUGA
Molecule: messenger RNA, 11709 nt
Organism: Coregonus sp. 'balchen'
Lineage: Eukaryota; Metazoa; Chordata; Actinopteri; Salmoniformes; Salmonidae
Source: the annotation of a GenBank genome assembly